Molecule: messenger RNA, 5580 nt
Organism: Felis catus (domestic cat)
Lineage: Eukaryota; Metazoa; Chordata; Mammalia; Carnivora; Felidae
Gene: JMJD4
Product: jumonji domain containing 4
Exons: 6
Coding region: 143-1423 (426 amino acids)
Biological process (GO): positive regulation of translational termination; negative regulation of gene expression; protein hydroxylation
Cellular component (GO): cytoplasm; nucleus
Molecular function (GO): histone H4R3 demethylase activity; sequence-specific DNA binding
Source: RefSeq, a predicted model, not a curated record
GAAGUAGUUUCAGCAAGUACUUCCGAUCACUCCCAGCCUUCGGGCCGGACAAGGGGAGGCGAGAGUCCGGGCGUACGCCCCUCACCGGGCAGCGGCGACCUUUGCGCCGCCCGCCCCGCGCGGACGCCCAGCCUGUGCCGGAAUGGACAGAGAGACGCGCGUCUACGCCGAAAAUCAUUUCCGAGGCCUGCAGGGGCGGCCCCCAGGCGGCGCCUGCCCGCCCCCAGGCUGCGUGGACUUCAUCGAGAAUCCGGACUCGUUUUCCUACGCCGACUUCUUCAAGGGCUACCUGCUUCCCAACAUGCCGUGCGUCUUCUCCAGCUCCUUCACCGCCGGCUGGGGCAGCCGCAGGCACUGGGUGACGUCCAGCGGGAAGCCCAACUUCGAGCACCUGCUUCGGAAGUACGGAGACGUCGUCGUGCCUGUUGCCAACUGCGGGGUCCAGGAGUACAAUUCGAACCCCAAAGAACACAUGCCGCUCAGAGACUACAUCAGCUACUGGCAAGAGUACAUCCAGGGUGGCUAUUUCUCUCCUCGGGGCUGCCUCUAUCUCAAAGACUGGCACCUGUGCAGGGACUCAUCGGCAGAGGACGUCUUCACCUUGCCUGUGUACUUCUCAUCCGACUGGCUGAAUGAGUACUGGGACUCUCUGGAUGUGGACGACUACCGCUUCGUCUACAUGGGGCCCACUGGCACCUGGUCACCGUUUCACGCCGACAUCUUCCGCUCCUUCAGCUGGUCUGUCAACAUUUGUGGGAGGAAAAAGUGGUUCUUCUUUCCUCCAGGGCAGGAAGAAGCCCUGCGGGAUUGCCAUGGUGGCCUGCCCUACGAUGUGACCUCCCCUGCACUCCUUGACCGCCGUCUGUACCCCACUCGUGAGCACUGCAGCCCCCCGCUGGAGGUCACGCAGGAGGCGGGCGAGAUGGUGUUUGUGCCCAGUGGCUGGCACCACCAAGUCCACAACCUGGAGGAUACCAUCUCCAUCAACCACAACUGGGUCAAUGGCUGUAACCUGGCCAACAUGUGGCACUUCCUGCAGCAAGAGCUCUGUGCCGUGCAGCAGGAGGUCAGUGAGUGGAGGGACACCAUGCCUGACUGGCACCAUCAUUGCCAGGUCAUCAUGAGGGCUUGCUCUGGGAUCAAUUUUGAAGAAUUUUACCGCUUCCUCAAGAUCAUCGCUGAGAGGAGGCUUCUCCUGCUGGCGAAGGGGAUGGGCCCUGAUGAAGUGGAGGGUGAGGGUGGCGAGGGCACCGUGCUGGGCCCCCAGCAGGCUGCUUUCGACAUCGGCCGGAUUGCCGAGGUGCUGGCGUCCGUGGUGGCCCACCCAGACUUCCAGAAAGUGGACACUAGCAUGUUCUCGCCGCAGCCUGAGGAGCUUCUGAGGCAGCUAGAGGAGGUCGUGGUCACCACCACGACUCUUUAAUGCAUGCUGCGUGGAUCAGGUACCCCAUGACGUGACAGGAUUGUGGGGCACCAGCAUGGAGGGUAGGUGGUCUCCUCUGGUGCGCCUUCCGGAAAUAAAGCUCCACGCUUCUGUGUAGCCUGGGACACAUCACCUCCCACUGAGCCUUGUGGCCUCCAGUGUCCCAGGCAUGGCUCCUGCUCUUAAGGGCGUGAUAGCGUCCUGGCUGUCCUCUGGCCUCCCUGGGGCCCUGGUGCCUGUGCAGAGGGUCCAGGCUCCUGGUCCUGAGGUUCGGCCAGGGCUGAGUAUUCUGGAUCCAGUGAGGUGCUGGGUGGGAGGUGUUGAUAAGUGAGAUGUGCAGCAAUAAGGCUGGAGUGUGCUGGGGACUCAGGUGGGGGCAGAAGGUGGCUGGGAUUCUCAGUGCCCCCGGCCUUUUAGCAAAGACCAGCCUGCAAGCCCACAGGCCUCCCGUCCACAGCAGCGUGAGGCAGCCGGUGUGUCUGGCAGGGUACCCUCUGCAGCAGGACCACUGUGUGAAUGUGCAUCUUCCCCUGGAGCAAGCCCCUUCUUGUUGGCGGGGACUGGGGCCCAGGGCAGCCCCCAGGCCAGGGCUUCUGUCUCUGUCCCACACUAGAGCCAUUGUUUACACAGAACCUGCCUUCCCUCUGCGGGCCUGUGCCCUGUCCUUGGCCUCACGCAUGCCCCCAGGAAUCACUGUGGUGCAGCACUCGGGCACCACUCAGGGUCUGUGGGUCUGCUGGGUUUUGUUUCUCUCCUGCUUGAGACAGCCCUGCCUUUUCCCAUCAGGGGUAGACCUGGAGCCCAGCGAGGGCUACAUGUUUUCAUCUACUCAGACUCUACCUCUUUUGUAACUUCCAUCAGAUGCCACCUCCUGAGUGAACCUCUCUCCUUCCCAAUCAGAAGUGUCCCUUCAGUAUUUCCCUGGCACUUUGCUAACUCCACAUGGCAUGUAUCUAUAUUUAUUACUGAUCUCCUCUAGCUGAUUAUAAGCUCCUAAGAGUCAGGAGCUUGUGUUAACCAUCUUGAACCCCCACAGUAACUUUGUAGAAUCUUGUACCUACCAGAUGCUGAAAGGUGUGUAAAGAAUUGAAUGGAGCUGAGGACCAGCAAAACUAGAUGUUUCUACUGGCCAUUUUGGCAGCUCUCUGAUGGUACUUAGCAGUGCCCCUUAGUAUAAGCACACUCUCUCUGCACAUGAAACAAUAGGCCAUGAACCUAAAGAUGUUUUUUUCUACCUUUCUUGUAUUAUGAGUCCCACUUUGAUUCUGGAGCAACUCUACGUGUAUGUGUGUACCAUCAAAAAUAUCUAUGCCCCACCAGCCAGGAGGUGUAUAGGCAGAGAUGGCACUGGUAAAGUUAAUACGAAAUCAGUGGAAAUUUUCUGUAUUAGCAUUUUGCAGGUUUGGGACUCUCCUACUUAGGUAACUAUGGAUAAGUACUUCCCAUGGUCUCCAGGGCCCCUGUGACCCUCUUCCACCCUUCACUCAUGUUUGUCAUCCUAAGCCACCAAACAAGCAGUAUGUGGUUCAGAGCACAUCUGCCCCGUCGAGCCUCCAAACCUUGCACGGCACCUCUGCCAGGCAAAAAAAGUUCAUCGUUGCACCCUGUGGUCUAUUUGAACUGCAUGCUCCCCUGUGCCAUUCAGUUUUCACACCUGUGUGCCACUUAACAGGGUGGUAGGGUUCUCCAGAGAAAUGGAACCCACAGGAUCUACCUAGAGCGAGAGAUGGUGAGUGAGAUGUGUUGACACUGUACCCUUUGGUCCAAAGCCUGGAAACUCAGGAGGGUGUGUGUAGCAGCCUGGAAGCAGAAUUGCUUCUUUGGGAAAUCUCAGUCCUUGCUCAUAAGGCCUUGAGCUGAUUGGGUGAGGCCCACCCACACUGUGGAGCGUCAUCUGCUUUGUUGAGGUGUGCAGAAUUAAAAGUUAAUCAUAUCUGAGAGAUGCCUUAACAGUGAUAUCCAGCCUGGCGUUGGACCAAAUGGGUGGGCGCUGUGGCCUGGCCAAGAGGAUGUGGACCUGACCACCAAUCACUCCCCAGUGUUCCCUUGCCUCUGACCACUCACCCUGACAUUGAGCACCUUGCCCAGCUGCUGUGGGCAGUCGUACGGCUACCCUCUGUGUACUCCUUUGCACCGGGCCCCCCUGUACUCUGCCGUUGGACAGUCAUGUUUGCACGCUUCCCUAAGUGUUUUCCAGCCACGUUUUGGCACGCUGACUAAACCAGUGUGCAUUCACUGGGUUAUUGAACAGUUGCCCCUUGCACCCUUGUUCCAUACCAUCAGCUUCCACCACGGGAAUGCCCACUCUGCCAUUUCUUUGCUCUUUGCACAGCCAUUAUUUGCCAUUUCGGUCACCUUUUACACACUUGUGCAUAAUCCACAGUCUAUGCUUGUGUGUUUUCUUCUCCAGCUUUCACCCCAGCACAUCCUUCUGCAGUGCUUACCACUUGCUCCUCCUGUGCUGUCAAACAUUUGAUCCUAGCACACCCACUUGGUGCUAUCAGACCCUGUCUUGUUGCACACUUCCCAUUCGGGACCCCUGGAUUGUCCCAGGCCAGGUCAUCACUUACUGUCAUUCUCUUUACAGCUCCCUCCAUAGCCACGGUGUGCCAUCAGAUACUCGCUUUGCAAACCCAUGACCACUGCAUGUGUGAUCGUUCAUCUGGCGUCCCUUGCGUGGUAAUUCUGGAUCUUCCAAACCAAGAAGUGCCACAUGUGACAAUUCUGGACCAUCCAAACCAAGAGAUGCCACAUGUGAGCAGCUUCUUGCUCCAUGUUGUUCUUUUUUUAAAGUUUAUUUAUUUUGAGAGUGUGAAAGAGAGGGAGAGAGAAUCCCAAGCAGCCUCCACACUGUCAGCACAGAGCCCAACAUGGGGUUCAGUCUAAUGAACCUUGAGAUUAUGACCUGAGCCAAAAACAAUCAGAUGCUUAACCAACUGGGCCACCUGGGUGGCUUAUGUUGGAUGAUCUGCACACUCCUUGGGCCUGGCAGACGUGAGCCCUGCUGUGUGUGUAGGUGACACUUGCAGCCACUGGGGAGGAAGGGAUAACUCAGAAUUGACCCCUAAUUCACCUAGCUCUUGCUUCUGUAGGCUGUCUGUUGGGAUGCUACUGGAAGUCUGUGACGGGACACACAGGAAGUUAUGUAGGGCCUUGGAGGCUUUCUGGCAUGUCUGGUGUAGCCCUUCAGCCUCUGGUCUUGGGGAAGGAUAUGGGAGGGCACUCCAGUAAGCUCAGGGCAGUGUGUGUUUCCUACGGAUUGGAGGCAUUCUGGUAUUGGUAAGGGAGCGACUGUGGUGCCCAUGGAUGGUCAUUUCUGGUGACACCCCUCACCUGUCAGGCUACAUCUUUCAGCCUCCUCAUGGGAAAUUUUGGCACUCCUGUCACAUAACCAAGGCACAGGCCUUGACCAGAGUGACCAUAGUGUCCCCGUCUAGGGCAUUUCUGGAGUAAGCUAUUGUGCAAGGCAUUGUGGGGAUGCUUAUGGGAUGAGGCCCAGCUGUAGCUCUAAAUUCUGCAUCACAAACCUUUCCCCUGGACAAGAAGCCAGCAGGAAAAGGAAUUCUGAGGUCAGAGACCACCUCCCAGGAGGUGUUAAGUGUAGGUAGAGUGGACCAUGGGAGGUCCUUGGGGAGGCUUGCAGAGGCUAAGUCCUGCCUGCUCUCAGUACAUUUACUAAUAACCUUUCUCUGGCCUCAUCCUUUCCAUAUGUGUUCUCCCUUGCUUCUGGCUUUUGUUUUGUUUUUACGAUUUUUCCCACUAUGGGCUGAUGGAGUUCCAGAGUAUGACCUUGAAAACUGUUAAUUUUUCAAUCCUUGUCAGAAGAAAUCUCAGCAAGAGAAGCAGAAGUUUCCCUCUUCCUCCAAAUUGUAAUAAUACAGCUACUGUCCUGGGAGAGGCAACAGUCCUGGCAAGGGCUGUAUAAAGACUCCCAAAUUUGAGUGGUUGUUCCCAUACCUGAGAACGUACCUCUGACCGCUAAAUGCCAGGAAUUCUGAGGGGCUGCCUCUGCUCCUGUCCAGGGUCACAAUACUGAUGUGACCAUGUCCUCCGAGGGAAGAGUGGACCUGUCUCGCAGUGGCUGGAGAGUUGUGGCUGGCCCUUCUCACAUCCCACACCUAAAAUAAACUGAUAACCCUGUAAGACUUCUUACUGCA